AUGUCUGCCCCCGCCCAGGACCCCCCUCCCCCCACCCCGCCCGCCAACAACCAGCAAAACAAACCCGAAGACGCCGGCGCAAACACUUCUGGCAGCACCCAGCCCACAAACGCGAACAAUGUUGAGCCGCAACAAGAACAGGAGCCUCCCAAGGAGGACACUUUCGAUGACGUGCCAGAAGGCGUUCUCAAGGGCGAUGUGAACGAGAUCAAGAUGCAGGCUAGGAUGAUUGACAACGAGAUCAAGAUGAUGAAGCAAGACCACCUGCGUUUGGCCCACGAACGAGAGCAGAUGGUGGACAAGAUCGCAGACAACACGACCAAGAUCAAGCAGAACAAGGUCUUGCCGUAUCUGGUGUCCAAGGUCGUCGAGGUGCUUGACGUCGAUUCGGAAGAGCAAGAAGGCGCCACCCACAAUGAGCAAAAUGCCAAAAAGUCAAAAUGUGCAGUCAUCAAGACAUCCACGAGACAGACAGUCUUCUUGCCCAUCAUUGGUCUGGUUCCGCAUGAUGAGUUGCGUCCCGGUGAUCUGAUCGGUGUAAACAAGGACUCUUAUCUGGUGCUCGACAAGCUCCCCGAUGAGUACGACGCGAGAGUGAAGGCGAUGGAAGUGGACGAGAGGCCCACAGAGACUUACACGGAUAUCGGUGGUUUGGAUAAACAGAUUGAGGAAUUGGUGGAAGCCAUCGUCUUGCCUAUGCAACAAGCAGACAAGUUCAAGGCCCUCGGUAUCACUCCUCCAAAGGGCUGUUUGAUGUACGGUCCCCCCGGUACCGGUAAAACCCUUCUCGCCCGUGCCUGUGCUGCCCAAACCAACGCUUGCUACCUGAAGCUCGCCGGUCCUGCCCUUGUACAGAUGUACUUGGGUGACGGCGCCAAGCUUGUCCGCGACGCCUUUGAACUCGCCAAACAAAAGGCGCCCGCCAUCAUCUUCAUUGAUGAGCUGGACGCUAUCGGGACAAAGCGAUUCGACAGUGACAAGAGUGGUGACAGGGAAGUGCAGCGAACCAUGUUGGAGUUGUUGAACCAGUUGGACGGUUUCUCGAGUGAUAGUCGGAUCAAGGUCAUUGCCGCUACAAACCGAAUCGAUAUCCUUGACCCUGCCCUCCUUCGUUCAGGUCGUUUGGACCGUAAGAUCGAGUUCCCGUUGCCUAAUGAAUCAGCACGAGAGCACAUUCUGCAAAUUCACGCACGAAAGCUCAAUCACAACAAUGUGAACUUUGAAGAGCUGGCGAGAUCGACAGAAGAAAUGAAUGGUGCUCAGCUGAAGGCGGUCUGCGUCGAAGCGGGCAUGCUGGCUCUCCGACAAAACGCUACUCAGUUGACACACGAGCAUUUCCACGGGGGUAUCUUGGAGGUACAGGCACGAAAGGCCAAGGAGCACCAUUACUUUGCAUAA
This is a messenger RNA of Cryptococcus wingfieldii CBS 7118, 1398 nucleotides long. Its product is annotated as 26S protease regulatory subunit 6A-B. NCBI's taxonomy places the organism in Eukaryota, Fungi, Basidiomycota, Tremellomycetes, Tremellales, Cryptococcaceae. The record is from RefSeq and is a predicted model, not a curated record. The transcript has 8 exons. Gene Ontology annotation, molecular function: proteasome-activating activity; ATP hydrolysis activity; ATP binding. Gene Ontology annotation, cellular component: proteasome regulatory particle, base subcomplex. The coding region runs from base 1 to 1398 and encodes 465 amino acids. Gene Ontology annotation, biological process: proteasome-mediated ubiquitin-dependent protein catabolic process.